Molecule: messenger RNA, 1237 nt
Organism: Tachysurus fulvidraco (yellow catfish)
Lineage: Eukaryota; Metazoa; Chordata; Actinopteri; Siluriformes; Bagridae
Gene: sigmar1
Product: sigma non-opioid intracellular receptor 1
Exons: 4
Coding region: 163-831 (222 amino acids)
Cellular component (GO): endoplasmic reticulum
Source: RefSeq, a predicted model, not a curated record
CACGCCUUAGCAACCGAGUUCACUGAUUUGCUAUGCUAAGCCUGUUAGCUAGCAGAGUUGUCUGAAGGAGUUUCAAUGAAAGUGUGUUAGGUGUAUUUUAGCUUAUAGUCUUGUAAGGUUGUGUUUUUUAAUGUUGCAUUGCAGGUAAACGGUUUUGACAUAAUGUUUGUGACUAGAAAAUUGCUGAAACUUGUGGUGUUAGUCGGAGUGUUGGCGUUAGUCGUACAGUACAUACAGUACUGGUUAGCACAUAAACAGUAUGUGUUUACUAAAGAGGACGUCGCCAAACUGGCCAAACAGUACGCAGGUCAGGAUCAUGAGCAGGCCUUCUCUAAAGUAGUGGUGGAGUUGCGGAAACGCUACCCGGGCCGCAUCCUGCCUGACGAGGACCUGCAGUGGGUGUUUGUAAACGCGGGGGGUUGGAUGGGUUCCAUGUGUUUGCUCCACGCUUCCCUCACCGAGUACGUUCUGCUCUUCGGGACCGCCGUUGACACAAGUGGACACUCAGGUCGAUAUUGGGCUGAGAUAUCAGACACUGUUAUUUCCGGGACAUUCAGGCAAUGGAAAGAAGGAACAACUAAAAGCGAGACUUACUACCCAGGUGAUACAAUCGUGCACUCUGUGGGUGAGGCAACCUCGGUGCAGUGGACCGCAGGGACCUGGAUGGUGGAAUAUGGCAGAGGGUUCAUACCGUCCACGCUGAGCUUUGCGCUAGCAGACACGGUGUUCAGCACACAGGACUUUGUAACACUUUUCUACACUUUCCGUGUGUACAUGAAGUGUCUGCUAAUGGAGGCUAACACUUUCCUGACUAAAGCUGGUGUCUUCUAAAGACCAUAUCUCCAGGACCAUUGUGCUACUUCAGUGCCAUCCUGUAACAGACUGCCAUAAAAGAAGAAGAGACAAUCAGAGCUUAUGGACUGAAUUUAUUUCAGGCGAAUCCUGACAGACUGAGAAAAAUGGUUCUCACAACAUAAAUGACAUCUUGUGUAUGUGGCUAUCCAAUGGUGGUGGAUGGAGGGGAGUACAGUCUAACAAUUAAGUCACUGUUCACUAAAAUGCAUCUGAUGUACAAACACAGAAUUAUUCAUUACUUGCAAUACCUCACUAAACACCUUGGACUGUAAAGACCUGCUACGUGUCGCUGCUGAAAUAACCAUCAUCAGAAUGUUGUGCGAAUUGUUUAUUGCAAUCGUUUCUGACCAGACUUUCUCUGCAAUAAAACUUUCUACUGUUC